This is a messenger RNA of Pestalotiopsis fici W106-1, 1182 nucleotides long. RefSeq lists its product as uncharacterized. Gene Ontology annotation, molecular function: oxidoreductase activity. Lineage: Eukaryota; Fungi; Ascomycota; Sordariomycetes; Amphisphaeriales; Sporocadaceae. The record is from RefSeq and is a predicted model, not a curated record. The transcript has 5 exons. Bases 1 to 1182 code for a protein of 393 amino acids.
AUGUAUUCAUCGAUCUUGUCUACUUUUCUCGUCUCUGGUCUUGCUCUUGCAGCACCGACUGCACGAGAUGACACUGAUGCAGCUCUGACUCAAUUUUAUGAAUUGUUGGCUGAAGCAUCUGCAAACCAAGCAGCUUUCCUUGCAUCGAAUGGAAGCUCAAACUGCACAAGCGAAAAUACAGUUGUGCGAAAGGCAUGGGGUUCCAUGCCCGAGGCCGACCGAAAGGCUUAUACAGAUGCUGUUACCUGUCUGCAAAGUCUCCCAGCCCAGACUCCUAGCGACUUGGUCCCUGGAGCCAAGAGCAGAUAUGAUGACUUUGUUGCUGCACAUAUGAACCAGACACUGACCAUCCACUAUACGGGCAACUUCCUCUCCUGGCACCGCUGGUUUGUUUACUCGUAUGAGCAGGCCUUGAAGGACGAGUGUGGCUACAACGGGACCCAACCCUACUGGAACUGGGGCCUUUAUGCCUCUGACCCGGCGUCGUCGCCCAUCUUUGACGGAGGCGACUACAGUAUGGGUGGCAAUGGCGAGUACAUUCCCGGCCGCGGAGAUCUUGUUCUCACACUCGACGAGAACAACACCGUCUAUCUUCCCGCUGGAAUGGGUGGCGGUUGUGUACAAUCCGGUCCGUUCAAGGACAUGGUUGUCAACUUGGGGCCCGUGGCUCUGCCUCUGAACAACGGCUCUACUGCCACCAGCGCCAACAAUGGUUACGAUUGGAAUCCGCGCUGCCUAGUGCGGGAUGUCACCACCGAAGCCAACUUGGGGUACGCCAACAGCACGUCCAUGCUCAACCUCCUCACAAACCCCGACAAUAUCAAGGACUUUCAAGAGCUCAUGCAAGGUCCCAUUGGCUCGGGUGACCUUGGUGUUCACGGCGGCGGCCACUACACGAUUGGUGGAAAUCCUGCAGACGAUGUGUACAUUUCACCCGGUGAUCCCAUCUUCUUCCUCCACCAUGGCAUGAUCGACUUGAUGUGGUGGCUUUGGCAGUACCUUGACAUUGAAAAUCGUCAAUACGUGAUUUCUGGCACCCGAACGUUUCAAAACUCGCCAGCCUCUGAUAAUGCGACAUUGGACGACAUUGUCGAACUCGGUUACGCUGGAGGCUAUCCAAUCACCAUUCGGGAGCUGACAAACACUGCCGAGGGCCCACUGUGCUACACGUAUGAGGCAUAG